CACUAGCUCUUCACCUUCACUUCUCUUUUCUCUCUUCUCAAAUUUAUCUACCAUUUUGCAAGAUGAAGAAGGGUAGUAAUUCUUUUGCUGCAAUAUUCUUGGUUGUGACGCUAGUCCUUUUUCUUGGCAAAUUUCGGGCGAUAGAGGCAGUAACGUGCAGUGUCAUGGAGCUGAGUCCGUGUGCCGGGGCGAUCACAUCGUCGCAGCCACCCUCUUCGGCAUGUUGCGCUAAGUUGAAAGAGCAGAAGCCUUGUCUUUGUGGGUACCUCAAAGAUCCAAACCUAAGGCCUUAUGUCAAUUCUCCUAAUGCCAAGAGAGUUGCUAAAUCCUGCGGAGUACCCACUCCCAGCUGUUAGAAUCUUAACAAAAAAAAAUCACAUCGUAAAAUUAUCUGUAUCACCAUAUUAUGUAAGCAAUGCUAAAUAAAAUUGCCUCCUUUUUUUUUUCCCUUAGAUGAAUCUUGCUCUUAUACCGACUAGACUGGGAUGAUGAGUAAUUGAUUGGUAUACUAAUAAAUCUUGCUAUUACUUGGUUUA
Molecule: messenger RNA, 536 nt
Organism: Nicotiana attenuata
Lineage: Eukaryota; Viridiplantae; Streptophyta; Magnoliopsida; Solanales; Solanaceae
Product: non-specific lipid-transfer protein 2-like
Exons: 1
Coding region: 63-356 (97 amino acids)
Biological process (GO): lipid transport
Source: RefSeq, a predicted model, not a curated record